Onthophagus taurus is the source of this 867-nucleotide messenger RNA. Lineage: Eukaryota; Metazoa; Arthropoda; Insecta; Coleoptera; Scarabaeidae. The record is from RefSeq and is a predicted model, not a curated record.
GGUAUCCAAGUUUCAAAUGAACUACAACAUAAUGGAGGAAAUCCUCUAAUCCACAAUGCACCGCUACCUACUACUUUUGGUCGUGUUACUUCCAAUCCAAUGGACUUUGGGUAGACCUCGAUGUGGGGGAACGUUCACAGCAAACAGGGGAAUAUUGCAAACCCCAAACUUUCCGAACAAGUUUCCAGUACCAAUACACUGCGAAUGGGUGAUUGAAGCCCAACACGCAUCCCCGAACUCUUCAAUCGUCGUCUACCUAACGCAAUUAUUCGUUUUCGAGGGUGUGGUGUUUAAAGAAUAUCAGAUCUACGAUAAAACAUACCAAUUAAACGGCAAAAACAUUUAUACGGUCACGGAGAACAAUGUUUCCAAAGUUAGUUAUGUGCAGACGUUUCAGGACUAUUUAGUUAUCACUUUGAAGCUGGAUAUUAUUGAAAGUACCCAUUUAAGGGUACUCGAUCAUUUACUAGACGUAUAUGGAUUUAAUAUAACUUACGAGGUAACCGAUAAAGGCCCAAGAAAGGAUUGGUGUACAAUGACGAUGUGUGGAUUUACCGGAAUUUGUUACGAUCAUUAUACAAAAUUUGAAUGCGCCUGUUUUCCCGGAUACACAGGUACAAGUUGUUCGGAAGGAAAAAACUCUUUGUGCACUGUCAGCGGUAAACCACAAUGCAAAAAUAACGGCUCUUGUCUACAUGUUGGUGACUCUUCCGUGAAAUGCAUUUGCUCGAAAGGAUUUUCAGGAGAUUUUUGUACCGAAACGGAAAAAUCGUCUCCAAUUAAAACAGGUAUGGCAUUAAUAAUAAAUAACAUUUUUUUUUUCAUUUAAUUCAUGUCAAACGGAAGUCAGAAAUAAAGACACGUUUA